GGGAAGCAUACCGCCGCGCUGCGGGAACAGGUUCCGGUCACUUCCGCCUGUCGGAACCCCGUCCCCCACAGCCGCUCUAGUUCCGGCGCCCGGAACCUGGCAGGGACGGCGAGAAGUCCGGCCCGAGACGCGGCCGAGGCUACGACCACGACCGGCCGGCAGUUCCGGAUGGAGAGCGGAGCCUAGCUGGCCCGGCCCGGCGGCGGGGACUUGCAGGCCCCCGAGACCCGGCCUAGGAGCCGACACCCAGCCCUGAGCCAAUCCCGCCCCGGCCCCGGAGGGACUCCCGGGCGCCCUAACCCGCGGCUCGCCGACUUUCCUCCGUGACGAAGUUUUCUCCUGUGCCUUCCCGAGGAGGAUCGCUCUCUAGCUCUAGGACUCGUCUUCUGGCGGACUUGCUUGGUUUGCUUUGGGAGGUAACUUGCUUCGCUCCCACCCACAUCUCCUUUCCUUGACCACUUCCUGUCGGACGUUCUAGGUGACUGAAUGGAGUUUUGAGUUGGACUCUCGUGUGCCUUAUAGAGUUGAGCCUGAUCCUGGAGCGCUGGGAGUGGGGUGGCGUCAGCUGUAAGAUGCAAAUUGGAUAAAAGGAGGACCUCUCGCCAAAGGCCCCAAUGAAUGGCACACAGUCUACUAUCACCGAUGCGUUGGGAUCGGUAACAUUCAAAGAUGUGACUAUGGCCUUUACCAAGAAGGAAUGGGAGCAACUAGAUCCUGCUCAAAAGAGCCUGUACAAGGAUGUGAUGCUGGAGAAUUACAGCAACCUAGCCUCAAUGGGAUAUCAAGCUCUCAAACCAGACAUGAUAUCCAAGUUGGGAAAAGGAGAAGAGCCAUGGCUGGGGAAGGGGAAAAGACCCAGACAAGGUGGUCUGAGUGAAAUAGCAAGACCCAAGGGAAUAGGAGCCAAUGGAAAAGAAGUCCAGCAAGAUGAUGACCAGCUAGAGAACCACCAGGAAUCUCAAAACAAACUCCUUGGGGAAGUUGCUUUCAAGAAAACAACUCUGACUAAGAAAAAGGGCCAUGAAUGUAGUUCAUUGGGGAAAAAAAAUGUGAGUACAAAAUAUGUUCCUUCAAAAAAAAAGCUUCUUAAAUUUGAUUCACAUGGAAAGAAUUUAGACUUACCUGGUCAUGUAAGAAAUUAUGUAGAAAAGAAACCCGAUGUAGCUAAAGAGCAUACGAAAUCAUUCAGCCAUAGCUUAUCUGAUACAAAGAAAGACAAAAAUCAAACUGGAAAAAAAUGUGAGAAAUUACCCAACCAUAGCUCAUCUAAUAGGCCUGACAAAACUCAAACUGGCAAGAAACAUACUGAACGGGACAAAAUUCAAACUGGAGAAAAACAUAAGGAAUCAUCCAGCCAUAGCUCAUCUCCUACUAAGUGUGACAAAACUCAGAAUAAAGUGAAACCAUAUGAAUGUAAUGAAUGUGGGAAGGUUCUCAGCCACAAACAAGGACUCGUUGACCAUCAGAGAAUUCAUACAGGUGAGAAACCAUAUGAAUGUAAUGAAUGUGGGAUAGCCUUUAGCCAAAAAUCACACCUUGUUGUACACCAGAGAACUCAUACUGGAGAAAAACCAUAUGAGUGUAUUCAGUGUGGCAAAGCCCAUGGUCAUAAACAUGCCCUCACUGACCAUCUGAGAGUUCAUACUGGUGAAAAGCCCUAUGAAUGUACUGAAUGUGGGAAAACCUUCAGACAUAGCUCAAACCUUAUUCAACAUGUGAGAUCUCAUACAGGUGAGAAGCCCUAUGAAUGUAAGGAAUGUGGAAAGUCCUUUAGGUAUAACUCAUCUCUUACAGAACAUGUGAGAACUCAUACAGGUGAAAUACCAUACGAAUGUAAUGAAUGUGGAAAAGCCUUUAAGUAUAGCUCAUCCCUUACUAAACAUAUGAGAAUUCAUACAGGUGAGAAACCCUUUCAAUGUAGUGAAUGUGGGAAAGCUUUCAGCAAGAAGUCACACCUCAUUAUACAUCAAAGAACUCAUACUAAAGAGAAACCCUAUAAAUGUAAUGAAUGUGGAAAAGCCUUUGGACAUAGCUCAUCUCUUACUUACCAUAUGAGAACUCAUACUGGUGAAAGUCCUUUUGAAUGCAAUCAAUGUGGGAAGGCUUUCAAGCAAAUUGAAGGUCUUACUCAACAUCAGAGAGUUCACACUGGGGAGAAGCCCUAUGAGUGUAAUGAAUGUGGGAAAGCCUUUACCCAAAAGUCACACCUCAUUGUACAUCAGAGAACUCAUACUGGGGAGAAACCCUAUGAAUGUAAUGAAUGUGGAAAAGCGUUCAAUGCAAAGUCACAACUUGUUAUACAUCAGAGAUCCCACACUGGAGAGAAACCUUAUGAAUGUAAUAAAUGUGGAAAAGCCUUCAAACAAAAUGCAUCCCUUACUAAACAUAUGAAAACUCAUUCAGAAGAGAAAUCUCAUGGGUGAAAUUAGUGUGGGAAAUCUGAACUAAAGGUUUUAUGUAACCUUAGAAGUAUUCUAACUUUAAAGAAUGUUAGAAAGCUUUUAACAAGAAGUUACACCUCGUUACACGUGAGAGAAUUUGAAAAUGAAUCACCACAUGGAAGAAAUGGAUGGAGAGUUUAAACCUUUUAUAUAAAAUAUUGUUUUAAAAAUAUUUUAAAUGAUCUAUAUAUUCAGGUUGAAUAUAAAGCUUUUAAAAUUGUUAAUAAUUGAAUAAUCAGAGCACUAGAGAAACAAAUUACAUUUUCUGACAAUUCCUGAGUUGCUUGAGGGUUGUGUACUUAAACACCACAUGUGAGAAUUGAAUUGGUGUAUCUGUUUAUUGCCAUGUAUAAAUGUGUGUGACCAUUGGUAUGCGUUUCAUCUUUGAUGCUAUCAUGCAGCUCUUUCUUAAUGUCUUUGCUAGUACCUGCGUCAGCAGAAAACUUUAUAGAAGGGUUAUUAUCUAUGUUAAAAAAAAUGUUAACACAAAAUUAAGAGAAAAUGAAAGAAAUCAGCUGAGAACACACAGGUGCUGGUAGGGAAUGCUAUCCAAGAUAUAUUGUUGAGUGAAAAAAGCAGGUUGCUCAACUGUGUAUAUAGUUUAUUCCCACUUGUGUACAAAAGGGUGUGUGUGUUUUUCUGUCUGUGUGUAUGUAUGUAUGUAUUUGUGUAUAUAUAUGUAUAUUUAUAUGUGAGUAAAUUGGUUUGAAAAAAUACAAAAGAAACUUAGCGGUUGCCAUUGGGCACAGGACUACAGGAAUGGGGUCUGGGAUGGGACGGAGACCUCCUUUUUAUUGUAUACUCUUUACAUUUUUAAAUCAUGUACAUAUAUUAUUUUCACAAUUAAAAUCCUUUUAAUAUGUAUAAAUCAGUACUAAUGAAAAAUUUCACUGAACCCACUCCAUGAUGUUAUUUGACAAAGUAAGAGUUUCUAUGCUUAUUCAUGAAUGAGGAUAUGGUAUUAAAUUUGAUAUUGAAUUCACAAAGGCUUUUCCUAUCAAACAUGUUCUUUCAUUAAAAUAAUGAAUUACAACUAUAA
Lagenorhynchus albirostris (white-beaked dolphin) is the source of this 3480-nucleotide messenger RNA. RefSeq names its product ZFP37 zinc finger protein (gene ZFP37). The record is from RefSeq and is a predicted model, not a curated record. The transcript is spliced from 4 exons. NCBI's taxonomy places the organism in Eukaryota, Metazoa, Chordata, Mammalia, Artiodactyla, Delphinidae. Gene Ontology annotation, biological process: regulation of DNA-templated transcription. Bases 615 to 2423 code for a protein of 602 amino acids.